Molecule: messenger RNA, 4159 nt
Organism: Lytechinus pictus (painted urchin)
Lineage: Eukaryota; Metazoa; Echinodermata; Echinoidea; Temnopleuroida; Toxopneustidae
Product: E3 ubiquitin-protein ligase ZSWIM2-like
Exons: 12
Coding region: 241-2421 (726 amino acids)
Molecular function (GO): ubiquitin protein ligase activity; zinc ion binding
Source: RefSeq, a predicted model, not a curated record
AUUCAGCGAGUCACGUCGUCAUGACUGCCUCGCCUGCGCUCGCGCUUGCAAUACGGGAUAUGAAGACUCGAUCGCUAACAACUCAUCGGGAUUUCGGAACGAUAUCACCCGACACUGCCCGGUACGGUACAACAACAGUACGGUACCGUUCCUGCUUCCUACGGGCCACGACCACUGCACUGAAACUAUAAAGUCUGAUUCAUCAUUUGACUUGCUACUGUUCCCUGCUUGAUCAGGACGAUGGCGAUACGGAGCGUACCUUGGCAGAGGUCUGUGUCCGACGCCGUCUCAUGGCACCAGGACCAAGCUCUGUCGGCUACCAUCUACAUCCUCAGGGAAACGGGUCCGACAGGGUUCCUACUCAAGGAGGAAGGAGAGUCCAAAAAAGUCAAGGUAUUUCUCGGAGAUCCUCACAAGUGUACGUGUACUACCUUCAGGAAGGAGAAGGAUCUUUGCAAACAUAUUUGUUGGGUACUGCUGAAGAAAUUUCGUCUGGAAAGGAAUAAUGAAUUAUCCUACCAAAGAGGCCUUGUGGAGCGUGAGAUCAACGCUGUUCUGAGGGGUCUGGCAAAGAAGGAGGACCCAAGGAGGCGGGCGGCGGCGGCUCGGCUCGCGAGGAAUGCAGGCAAAGGGGAGACAUCUUACUCUCAUUCUGAUGGGAAGGAAGCGUUACAGCAGAGGGAGAUCACCGAGGAUGAUGUCUGCCCCAUUUGUCAAGAUGAACUCCUUGGAAACAGAGAGCCAGUCACAUUUUGCAGGUUUGGGUGUGCCAAGAGCAUUCACAUCAAAUGCAUGAAGGUAUGGGCGGACCAUCAGAAGUCCACCGGCGAGACGGUCUUGAAGUGCCCCCUCUGUAGGGAAGAUUUCGGUCAGAUCGACAUCUUGGAGGCGGAGUAUCGCAACUCGUCUUUACAAAAGACGAGAGCGGAGUGCGCCGACAUCCACAUGGGCAAGGCAUGUGCUGCCUGUAACCAGUCACCUAUCUCAGGAAAAUGUUAUAAAUGCACAGAAUGCAGAGACCUCUACUUGUGUCAGAACUGCUUUGUAUCUAAUGCUCAUUCAAACCACUCAUUCCAGUUUAGGCAGAAAAGUAACCAGAGAUGGCGUCCUGCUCAACGAGGAUCAGGAGGAGCUCUGCCAACAGCGGUCAUAUCGGAUCUUGAGAACAGAGAUAUCACGGAUGAGGAUUAUGAUACUCUACUGCAGCUUGAUAAUCCCGCAUCUAACCAGCUGAGCAAUGUCCCCGAGCAUGUGGUGAAGUCUUUCCAUGUCGAGACGGUCCGUGAAGGCAGCAACCUCCUGUCUUUGGGCACCCAGUGCAGAGUGUGCUUGAGAGCCUACACCAUCGGACAACUGGUCAAGAAACUCCCAUGCAGGCAUAAGUUCCAUGCAGCGUGCAUAGACCAGUGGUUGCUGCACGAGCACCCAACAUGCCCUGUGGAUGGGACGGCGGUCUGGAACCCCCACUCGGAGCAGACCAGACCUGGCAAGAAGAACAAGAAGACCAACCAGGGGAACGAGGGUAGGGCGGAAGGAGGGGAUACUGUCCUUCAGAUCGGUCCUGGAUUGGGGGUCGUCAAGCUCCAAGGGAGGGAUUCUGCAGGGAGGCAGAGGGGAAGGGCAGGACAUGGAAGGGAUACGGAUUCCACAGAGGUUGGACUUACAUCGGACUUCCAGCUUAUGGGCUCAUCCUUCGCAAAGCCUGCACUACCAAACAGGUCUACUGCUGAUCGGCAUGGAAUGCUUCAGCAGAACUCUGAUCCCACCCACACCACCCCCCUGCAUAGAUCGCAUUCACACGAAGCCCUCAUCGAUACCACCUCACCGUCAACUUACCGUGCAUCUCCCCUGAGGACUCUGAAUAUAGGUGACGUCAACGGACCGACCACCGCCUCCAGGCAAACAGGUGUGGUCAGGCACCGACCCCCCGCCAGACCCGCUUCUCUGGACAGACAUAGAACUCACGUUGCUUCCAUUCCUCUGCGGAGGGAGGAGGUCAUGUCCCCUGUCAGAGGUCACGGCAGCAGCGAUGCGCCGGUCCCGAGGCUUCCUCUAGAGAAUGGUCUUCACUCGCCUCAGGGUGGCGUCAGAGAGAGGGGUCGAGAGGCCGAUGGGCGGAGGAGAAGGGGCGGGAGCUUCGGCAGGAAUCGCUCUUCGUCGAGAGAAAGGCCACACCGCCAACAAGAUGACAUACCACAGAGUGCAGAGUCCCUCUUCCUUGGCUCAAGCAGCGGACAGCUGAUUGGGUCGUCUAAACCACCUUCAUCAAACUCUAUGGGCAACCAUCACCAUCAUCAUCCGAGGUCAAAGGUCAAGCCACUAUUGACCAAUAAGCAUGCCAGCCCGAGCAGAGACUCGGCGGACCUUGCUCUCGCAGGCAGUGCCAUGAACAAUCUGAAUAUAAGUGGGUUCGGUGACUGACAGAAGAUGAUAGAAAUGAAAUUUAUGGCAAAUGCAAUGAAAUGAUUAUUGUGUGAAUAGACGUGUGUGACUUUCCAGAUUUUAAAGUAUAUAAUAAUAAUAAUAAUAGGCAUUUAUAGAGCGCCAUCUAUCUAGAAAUAUUCUAUUCCAAGGCGCAUUGAUUAUUAUUAUUAUUAUCCCGGCUUUAGCUCGAGCUGCCUUUCAGCGCUCAGUGCAUUCAAGGAAUUAAUCCUGCCGGGUACCCAUUCACCUCACCUGGGUUGAGUGCAGCACAAUGUAGAUAAAUUUCUUACUGAAGGAAAUUACCCCAUGGCUGGGAUUCGAACCCACAUUAACCCUCUGUUUCAAAGUCAGAAGACUAAUCCACUGGGCCACAACGCUCCACUUGAUAUUUAUACCAAGAUCCUUUUGCAUAAACUUUACCGCAGAUGGUAGUUUUCUAUCAGUAUUGAUUCCUACAAAAACUGAUGAUAUUGAUGGCUGUUAACAGUCAGACUGCAGGUCCCAAGAAAGUGGCUUCUUUCAUCCAAGUGAUAUUCAUGACUUGAGAUGUUUUGCAUAUUUAAUGAGCUUGAUGCGGACCAAAACACCUCUUUUCAUUCGGCCAUUGCUGCUCUAAUUAUGCAUCGAAUUUCAUGAAUUUGGUACCAUUGUAAAGAAGAAGAAUCAUUCUUUCAGGUCAUGUGUUUGGAUUUAUUCAAAGAUUUUGUAAUAUAGGUUAAAAUUUUGAUCUAAAAUAUGCUACAAAAUAAAUAUUUUCACCUGACAAAAGCUGCUAUUUUCACACUUUAUUUUUAUUUGAGCCCAAAUGAUUUUUAUAUCAUGAUAAAGCUGAAUAUGUAUGCUUUGAAAUGAUAUAGGUUUCAAAAUAAGAAUUGGUUUAAUCGGGUCAAGAUCACACAUUUACAUAAAGCAGCUUGAAAACAAGUAUACUGCACUCUGAUUGGUCAAAAAGACCACACAAUGGCAAAUUCCAACGGUUCCAGUGCCUGGGUUCGUGGGAAGGUCACACUUCCCAUGUGGUAAUCUCCUCAAAUACCCCGCGCCUGUUGUUCUGUGAACCUUAUCCAGCCAAUCAGAACUCUGGAUUUCAUGCAAGUACAAAAUUUCAGAAAUCUCGUCUUGUACCUUGGUGGGAAAAGUGUGAUCUUGACCCGAUUAAAAGGUGCCGCAUAUCAAGAGUGGCAUUGUGAGAAAGUACAGAAGUUCAGCUUUAUGGUGAUAUAGAUAUCAUUGAGGCUCAAAAUAAAAAGUUUUGCACAAUUUGCAAAAGAAAACAGAGGAAGAAAAUUCAGUUUUGAGGCACAAAUUCAGGCCAGAAAUUUACUUAUUUAACAAAAUAUUGUAUACAAAAUAAAUGACCAAUAUGAAAGAGUAACUUUUACUCUAUCUGAUGGUGCAAUAAUAUUUCAUUUAACUUGAGGUUAAAACAGGUAAAUUCUUAGAGAAAGAAAAUCUCACGAAUCACGAGAUUUUGCAAGGAGGAGGAUUCAGCCACGAGAUGAUUUGGAUGAAUCUGGCCUUUUUGCUCAUUAGCAUAGGGACCUGCGGUCUGACUGUUAAUGUUUCCCAUGCUGGAUGCAAAUUCAAGCAACCUGUUUUUCUUUUGAUUUUUUAUUCUUUAUUUGAUUAUUGCAUUAUUGUUAUGUACAUUUUGAUAAUUGUAUAUAUAUUUAUGAGAGACCAGUUUUCCAAAUGCAUGAUUCUAUAAUAAAACAGUACUUUUUCAUCUUUAAAA